CCAACGCGUCCACCCAUGGUUCUCCAGCAAGUCUCACCUUUCUAUUGUUUCAUUUACCAACUUUCCUCUACCCAAGUCCUCUUCUUUUUUUUUGACGAGCCAUAAUGUCUCUCCGUACCGAUCGCGUUCGCAUCACCGGCAGCUUCAAGCGCAAGGAGGGUGUCUCCAAGGAAGAUUUCGAUAACUUCUGGCUCAACGAACACCCGAAGCUUUUCAACUCUCUUGACGUCGUCAAGAAGAACAUCCUCAAGUAUGAGCAGGCUCACGCCAAUGAGGUUGUUUCCAAGACUCUCGUCGAUUCCGGUCUCAAUGUCGCGCCAUUCGACGCGAUGGCUGUCUUCGAGGCCUCCACUUUCGAGGCCCUUAUGGAGGUCUUCAAGAGCGACGAGUACCGCAAGACUGUCGGUGCCGAGUCUAUCAAGUACUUCGAGCGUGGCGGUCAGAUGUUUGCUGCUAACUUCGCAACUAUCACAGACAACUAAGGUAAGUGAAUCCCAAGUUCGCGCAUGCGCUUUCUGGCUAAACGAGCGCAGUCAGUCACGGCACUUUCAAUUAAAGCUCCUUGUAGUAAAUUAACCAUUAAAUAUGACGCACGAUAAAUGUCACUGUUGGCU
This is a messenger RNA of Pisolithus orientalis, 614 nucleotides long. RefSeq lists its product as uncharacterized. NCBI's taxonomy places the organism in Eukaryota, Fungi, Basidiomycota, Agaricomycetes, Boletales, Pisolithaceae. The transcript has 4 exons. The coding region runs from base 105 to 482 and encodes 125 amino acids. The record is from RefSeq and is a predicted model, not a curated record. Gene Ontology annotation, molecular function: oxidoreductase activity.